UCGGCAUCCGAAUCGUGCGAACGUAUCGUAUCUACCGAUGUAACCAUGUCGCUAUCGCUACGUAUUUUAGUGCUGGUGACUUUUGUGCCGAUUAUCAGUAUAAGUGCUAUGAGCGGCAUUUGUCCCGCCGCUUGCACGUGCAAAUGGAAGGGUGGUAAACAAACAGUGGAGUGUAUGGAACGAGGACUUAUAACAAUUCCGGAUAGUAUAGAUCCCGAAACUCAAGUACUGGAUUUAUCCGGAAACAACCUUCAAAUUCUUCAUAGAGAAACGUUCAACCGUACCGGACUCAUUAACCUACAAAGAGUUUUCCUGCGCAGCUGCCGUAUAGGCCAAAUUGACAACCUAGCCUUUAGAGGACUCACCAAUCUCAUUGAAUUAGAUCUAUCUCAUAAUUUGCUCACCAGUAUUCCUUCUGGAACUUUUAAAGACAUUCCGUUCCUAAGAGAUCUUAUAAUCUCCAAUAACCCGAUACAAAAAAUUGAAUCGCAGGCUUUCCAAGCUGUUCACGGCCUGGUCAAACUUGACAUAAGCAAUUGCGAGAUUCAAAAUGUAGCUCCAAAAGCAUUCGAAGGCAUUGAAAUGCUAGAAUCUCUUAAACUCAACGGAAAUCACUUAUCUGAACUUCGAUUACGAACAGUGGAAACCCUGAGUAGACUCCAUGGCGUCGAACUACACGACAACCCCUGGCAUUGUGAUUGCCGCCUGCGCUCAGUAAAAGAGUGGUUGGUUAGAAACAACAUCCCUUAUCCGGAGCAUGCGAGAUGCAACGGCGGUCCAGAAAGAGUUAUACACAAAACUUUUGCCGAAUUACAUAUCGAUGAUUUUGCUUGCAAACCUGAGAUACUACCUGCCAGCAGAUUCAUAGAAGCCGUAUCAGAGGACAACGCUACCGUUACUUGCAGAAUUAACGCUAUACCAACAGCUCAAGUAAGGUGGUACUGGAACGGAAAAUUACUAGUAAAUAACUCGUUUUUCUCACCCCAUCAGAUGAUUUACAUUUUUGAAGAUGGAAAGCAAGAGAAACGAAGCAGCUUGGUUGUCACUAAUGUCCAAGAAGGAGAUGUAACCGAAUUUUAUUGUGUAGCUGAAAAUCGUGCCGGGAGUUCUGAAGCUAAUUUUACUUUGAGAGUCUCUCUAAGACCGUUGGGGAUAACUUCGUUAGGGAAUGGACAGAUUGCCGGACUAAGUGCAGCUCUCGUAUUUCUUAUUCUCUUCAUAUUAAUAGUGAUAUCAAUUUUGCUGCUCAGGUUAAGAAGAUUACCGUUUGCUGAAAGUAAAACUCCAGGUCAAAUCGAAGUAGUGACCGUUGUAAAUGGAGGUAACAUUCCUAACGGAAAAUCAGUGUCUCCGAUGAGUACACCAGAAGAAACUUCUUCGUUUACUGAAAGAAAACCACCUGCAGAGCUAAAUUUUUGCAACCCAGUCCAAAAGCCUCCUAGACUGAACGAUAUUCCUUACUCCACAGUGCACUAUAGUGGACACGGAAGUAUAGUUACUAGCUCUUGCUUUGUAUCGCCCUCUUCAGCUUCAGGAAACAAUCCAGAUUUAAUUAACGACACCAAAGGGGGAGAACUAUCAGUUGAAAAUCAGUUUGAUAGACCUAUGAGCGGAGAAUACAGCAGAAAUCAAGAUUCUCUCUACCCGUCUGGUUUGUGGGAUAGCGAGACAGCUCCUACAAAUGCCAACUUCCAGUAUAACGAUAAAACUCCCAUAAUGCAUGACGGUACUAGUACAGGGGGUUCCGCAGAAGAACUGAAUUUCCGUUUAGCUCAAGGCACUAACAGACUAGCUGCAUAUCCUUCAGAUUACGGUCUUCCCAUAGCUGAGACGAAAACUGACAACAUAUCGAUACCAGCUUCGCAAGUUAAUUUACCGGUGAACGCAAAAACGUUAAGGGUGUGGCAAAAAGGAGCCGUACCAGUUUUACCUCCAGUAACGGCUUUAAAACGGGUGCUUACGAAUUCAAGGAACUCUCCAGAUGAGGGGUACCAAGAGGGUUGCGGUACUGACGUUUAAAUAAAAUGAAACCAAAGACUUGUUUGAUGGUACUGACGUUAAAGUGAGAGUUGCUCAAGUAGGCAACUUUUAAAGUGCUGUGAACGGUUAUAUCUUGUAUAUAAAAAAGUCCCUGUGUGAUAUUUGGCUCAUAGUCAAGUUUUUGUGAAUAUUGUGCAUAAUUCUUAGGAUUAAAGUUAAUACUUAUUGACGAAUAUUGGAG
Psylliodes chrysocephalus is the source of this 2221-nucleotide messenger RNA. NCBI's taxonomy places the organism in Eukaryota, Metazoa, Arthropoda, Insecta, Coleoptera, Chrysomelidae. The record is from the annotation of a GenBank genome assembly.